ACCCACCACGCGCGCCGACAAUGCCAAGCCUCGAAGACAUUACAUACUCGCGCGACGAGACCGUCGCCGCCGUCCGCGAUUAUUACCAGUUUCUCACCAAGAUGUACUUGGAUGAGACGUAUAUCAUUGAGCCACCUCCAGAAGGCUGGGCACACAUCACCAACCGCCAUUCCACUUUGGACAAGUCGAAGGAAGUCAUUAAUCUGCUCCGACAUCUUCCCUACAUCAAAUCCACCCUUGACAGCACCGUCGACGCAGAAGGUGCUCCUGAUUGCACCUUCGCCGACUGGCAGGACAUUUUCCAGCGCGCAUCGGAUCGCAGGACUAUCACAAUAGGCACGGAGGACUCUGCAAUCAGCCACUACAUUCCCAAACACGUCGUCGGCCUCACGUGCGGUGGGCGUCACAGCCCCAGGUUCCUACUCGAUGUCAAGCUCGGCAUUGUGCAGUGGUAUGAGUGUCCCGGACAGAUGAGCGACAACGCGAGCCGCGAAACCGUCGACGAUGAUCCGUACGACUAUUGCGCCGCGGAAGAAGAGGCGGAGUGGCGCGCAGAGGGCGAGACCUGGUCGAUUCCAGACUUCUUUGAGGAACUGAAAGAGCAGUUUCGGCGGCUCAAUUUUAUCCCGCUCAGCGGCAGGAAGGUGGUUCAUGUGUGGAAAAUAUCUCCUCCCGACUACGAGGCUAUGCUUGUCGGGGUGCAGGACAUCUACCGUCAGCAUGCAUGGCCGGAUCUGGAGCGGUAUGAUAAGAAUGAGUGCCUGAAGGCUGUCGCGAAGUUUAUCGAGGAGGACUACGCUCAAUUCACGCCUUAGGGUGGGGGUCUGACUUGGUCUACUGUGGUACCCCCCAGAAUUUACUCAAAUCGCCACCUCGCGCGGACAAA
Messenger RNA from Dothidotthia symphoricarpi CBS 119687, 886 nucleotides. RefSeq lists its product as uncharacterized. The transcript has a single exon. The record is from RefSeq and is a predicted model, not a curated record. The coding region runs from base 21 to 815 and encodes 264 amino acids. NCBI's taxonomy places the organism in Eukaryota, Fungi, Ascomycota, Dothideomycetes, Pleosporales, Dothidotthiaceae.